Molecule: messenger RNA, 2385 nt
Organism: Lycium ferocissimum
Lineage: Eukaryota; Viridiplantae; Streptophyta; Magnoliopsida; Solanales; Solanaceae
Exons: 10
Coding region: 341-2194 (617 amino acids)
Source: RefSeq, a predicted model, not a curated record
CCUCUCUUUGCAUGAUCUCCCAUUCCCCUAAUAUUUCUACAACUAUACUAUCAUUUGAUAGCUCCCUUUUAUCAUGAUCUUCUCAUCGAAGUUUCAAUACAUAUAUACACUUCAUUUUCUCAGUAUAUUCAAAUUCCAGAUGUCAACAACUUCAACAAUAUAAUCACAACCACCACAAAAAAUGUAUACCAUACAAGUCCUUGCUUCUAGUCCAAGUUUUUUGACUUGAUCAUCAUCUCAAUAAUAAUAAUAAUAGCCCUACACACAGUUCUACUAAUGAAUACCUCAUGAGCACCAUUUUGCUUUGGAUCAACAAAAAGGCUUUGAGGUUUUCUAGCUUAUGGCAAACAAUCAAGAUUUAUUGGCAGUUCAUUUUCCAGCACUUAGAAAGAAGAAGAGUAGUACAGGUGGACAACAAAAGAAAGAGGAACUUGAGAAAGAGGUUGCUGAGCUUCGAAAAAUGUUGAAUCAUGAACAAAAGGUGCAUGAAUUUCUGGAUAAGGUGUAUCAAAGAAAGGAUGAUUCAUCUUUCAGCAUUCCAAAUUAUCUUCCUCCUAAGAUGAAGGAAUUGUUAGCAGAGCUAUCCAUGGUUGAGAGUGAAAUAGCUAAGUUGGAAGGCCAAAUCAGUCAGAUUCAAUGUGAUGUGAACAAGGAGAAAGAAAUGAACAAUACUGAUCAAGCCAAUAAGUCCAAACAAGGACUUAACAAUAAGAUGAAAAUACAAUGGCAACAACAAAAUAAUGUAUCUUCAUCACUUCCACCAAAUCCAAACAAAUUCAAAGGGCUAAAUGAUCAAAAAGUGCCAUUUGAGACAAAGGCAUUGCAUUUCAUUAGCAAAGCCAUAAAAGGUGAUUAUGGUCUUAAUGACUUCAGAAUAAAUAAUGAGAAAUUAAUACAACCAAUGAAGUCAUCAAACGUUAUUGCUGAUCAAGAAGAUGAAAAUCAGUUUCAUCAACAAGUUAGAACAUUUGGAGAGAGGAUUUCAAGGAAAAGUGGGAUGAUCAAAACUCCCUCACCUUUAAGAGAACCAAGAAAUCCAACACCUAGGAGAGAAAGAAAUGCAGAGAUCCCCAAAUUUAUGUCUACUCCAAUGCAUGAAAUUCAACCAAAAGUUAUGCAAAGUCCACUCCCCACAGAAGAAGACACAAUUCAUAGAUGGCCACCAAAUAAAUUAUCAGAAAACAUUAUGAAAUGUUUGAUUUUCAUUUUUAUAAGGUUGCUUCGAACAUCACGUGCAAUGGAGUUAGAAAAAUCAGGCCCAAUUGCUAGAUCAAACAAUUUCUCAUUGAGUUUUAGGGCCCAUGAGCCCAGUUUUAUGAACUCAAAAACUGGUCAACUGAUACAAAAAGAUUCAAGGCAACAAGAUCCAUAUGGUAUUUUUGAUUCAGAAGAGUCAAUUCCAAGAGAUAUCGGGCCUUACAAGAAUUUGGUUAGGUUUGCAUCAACCUCUAUGGAGCCCAAAUGCAUCUCCAACUCUAACUCCAUCCCUCUAUUCCAAAAGCUAAAGCUUAUGAUGAACAGUCUACAGAAUGUAGAUUUAAGAUUGCUGAAUUACCAACAGAAACUAGCAUUCUGGAUCAACAUGUACAACGCUUGUAUCAUGCAUGGGUUUCUUCAACAUGGACUUCCUUCUAGUUCUACUCCGGAAAAAUUGUUGACACUUAUGAACAAGGCAACUCUAAACAUUGGUGGCAAUACUAUUAAUGCACAUGCCAUUGAACAUUUUAUCUUGAGAAAACCAGUAAAUUCACCUGCAAAAGAUCAGGUCAAUCGAAAAGGUGAAAAGAAUGAUAAAGAAAGUGUAGUUCGUCAGCUGCAUGGACUUGAAUCAUUCGAUCCAAAUAUCAUGUUUGCCUUAUGUUGUGGCACGCGUUCUUCUCCAGCAGUGAAGAUAUACACAGGUGAUGGAGUUGUAGCUGAGUUAGAAAAAUCAAAAUUGGAAUACUUACAAGCUUCACUAAUUGUAACAAGCACCAAGAAGAUAGCCAUGCCAGAGCUAUUGCUAAGAAACAUGCAUGAUUUUGCCCAAGAUUUGGAUUCAUUAGUAGAGUGGAUUUGCCAACAAUUGCCCACAUCAGGUUCAUUGAGGAAAUCCAUUGUUGAUUGCUUUAGAGGACUUCAUGGGGGAAAAGUGUCCACCGUUGUUGAGAAAAUACCUUAUGAUUUCGAAUUUCAGUAUUUGUUGACUGUAUAAAACUGUACCGUAAGUCAAAAUUUGAAUCGAUAAAGAAUUUUUUCUUCUGUAUGAAUCAAUAUUAUUUCAUUUUGUAUUCUUAAUUCUUGAUACCUCUUGAGAAAAAUUUGUCCAAUUAUACAUAUAUGAAUUACAAUAAGUGGUGAAAAUAAAGGUGAUGAUCACUUGUUGAUAGUGUUAUUUUUUAGGAU